Epinephelus fuscoguttatus (brown-marbled grouper) is the source of this 6604-nucleotide messenger RNA. RefSeq names its product disintegrin and metalloproteinase domain-containing protein 12-like. NCBI's taxonomy places the organism in Eukaryota, Metazoa, Chordata, Actinopteri, Perciformes, Serranidae. Gene Ontology annotation, molecular function: metalloendopeptidase activity. The transcript has 23 exons. The record is from RefSeq and is a predicted model, not a curated record. Bases 388 to 3222 code for a protein of 944 amino acids. Gene Ontology annotation, biological process: proteolysis.
UUGAAGCACAUGGUCCCCACUCAUAAGACAACACUUCUCACCAGUAAUUGCCCUGGAAUUGAUGUCAUUCCAGUGGGCGACUGACACAGCAGCGGCUUGUGCGUUUCUUAAUGUUUCCACCGCUCGCGCUCCAUUUCCCUCACUUUCCACGCGAGUCAUCUGUGGACUCGGACUGUGUGUGAAUGGGGAAAGUGCGCCGCGGAGUUGAAUCAGCUGUCCUCGGGAUUUCCUAAGGCACCCGCUCGUAUACUUGAUCAUAUUUCAGGAAGUCGUUUUGUUUUUUUUUGGAGGGGGUGCUCUCUCGCACAUCAGCUGUUGUUGGAGUUGGAUUGUAUGAUGCUGCAGUGAAACAGUUGGCCAGUCCCGUCCACGCUUCAGCUGGGCAUCAUGAGCCGGAGUCUGAAGUUUGUGAUUUUGACAGCACUUCAGGCUUUAUCUGUCUGUGUCUCGGUGUGUGACAGUGUGCUCUCCAGAUCUGCUCAAGGGAAUCUUUUGAGCACGACUGUUCAGCACAGACCAACAGCAAAGCAGAAACACUAUGGGACCACAGUACCUCUUCAGCUUGUUGGACAAGACUGGAAACCCAUCAGCCAGCUCAAACCCGAGAGUCAUCCUGCAUCACUGAAGCUCCUGAUUGAAGCGGAAGGUGAGCAGCUGCUCCUGGCUCUGGAGAAAAACGAGGGGCUGUUUGCAAGUAACUAUACAGAAACCCAUUACCUGGAAGAUGGCAUUGCGGUCACAGGCUCUCACAACUUCACGGCAAACUGCUACUACCACGGUGAGGUGGAGGGCCAUGUCAACUCGGAUGUCAGCCUCAGUACCUGUGCUGGUAUUAAGGGCUUCAUAACUCUUGAAGGCAAAUCCUAUGUACUGGAACCAUCUGCUGAUCACUCCGAUGGGACUCACUGGAUCUACACAGCUGAACACCUCAAUUUUGCUCCUGGCACCUGUGGCCAUGAUUUCAACAUAUCCUAUCCCAUUGAACAUGCAGACGGCAGUCCGUUCAGGGCUUUCAGCACAAGGCAUAAGCGCCACGCUCAGUCUACGACCAAGUACGUGGAGCUGAUCAUCGUGGCUGACAACAGAGAGUUUCAGAAGCAAGGCAAGGACAUGGAGAAGGUCAAGCAGCGGCUGGCUGAGAUCGCCAAUUACGUGGACAAGUUCUACAGGGCUCUGAAUAUCCGUGUGGCCCUGGUGGGCCUGGAGGUGUGGAGUGAUGUAGACAAGUGCCCCAUCACCCAGGACCCCUUCACCACCUUGCAUGAGUUCCUAGACUGGAGGAAGGUGAAGCUGCUGCCUCAGAAGCCUCAUGACAACGCACAGCUUAUCAGUGGGGUCUACUUCCAGGGCACCACCAUUGGUAUGGCACCCAUCAUGAGCAUGUGCACAGCAGAGCAGUCGGGAGGAAUCGUCAUGGACCAUUCAGACAACCCCCUGGGCGCUGCAGUCACUCUGGCCCACGAGCUCGGACACAAUUUUGGAAUGAACCAUGACACCCCAGAGAGGGGGUGUGGCUGCAGGGUGACCGUGGAUCGUGGAGGCUGCAUCAUGACUCCCUCCACCGGGUACCCGUUCCCCACAGUGUUCAGCAGCUGCAGCAAGAAGGACCUGACGGCCAGUUUUGAAAAAGGCGUCGGGAUGUGUCUGUUCAACAUGCCCGAGGUCAAGGUGCUCUACGGUGGUCAAAAAUGUGGCAACGGCUAUGUGGAGGAGGGAGAGGAGUGUGACUGUGGAGAGCUUGAGGAAUGUAUGAAUCCCUGCUGCAAUGCUACUACCUGCACUCUGAAGGGGGAUGCUGUUUGUGCUCACGGACAGUGCUGCCAGGACUGUCAGCUGAAGCCUGCAGGCACUCCAUGCCGUGAAUCCAGUAACUCUUGCGACCUGCCUGAGUUCUGCACCGGCACCAGCCCCCACUGCCCCUCCAACGUCUACCUGCAUGACGGCCACGCCUGCCACAACGUGGACGGCUACUGUUACAACGGCAUCUGCCAGACUCACGAGCAGCAGUGCAUCACACUGUGGGGCCAAGGAGCAAAGCCAGCUCCGGGCAUAUGCUUCGAAAGGGUCAACUCAGCAGGGGACCCCUAUGGCAACUGUGGCAAGGACUCCAAAGGCUCCUUUGCCAAAUGUGAAGCACGAGAUGCUAAAUGUGGCAAAAUCCAGUGUCAAGGAGGAGCUAACCGCCCAGUAAUUGGCACCAACGCUGUUUCCAUAGAGACGAACAUCCCCAUGCAGGAUGGAGGGAGGAUACUGUGCAGAGGCACGCAUGUCUACUUGGGUGAUGACAUGCCCGACCCCGGCUUGGUCCUGACGGGGACCAAGUGUGGAGAUGGACUGAUGUGUCUGAAUCGUCAGUGCCAGAACGUCAGUGUCUUUGGUGUGCAUGAGUGCUCGGCCAAGUGCAGCGGUCGAGGGGUGUGCAACAACAAUAAGAACUGUCACUGCGAGGCUCACUGGGCGCCUCCCUUCUGUGACAAGGCAGGUUUUGGCGGCAGUGUGGACAGUGGCCCCAUCAGAUUAGCAAACAGUGGGACUCUGACAGUGGGCAUCCUGGUGGCUCUCCUCAUUGUCCUGGGAGCUGGUGUGAUUAUCUUCAUUAAGAGGAAAACUCUCCGGGGACUGCUCUUCACCAGCAAAAAGAACCCGAUUGAGAAGCCCAGAUCAGUAAGCGCUACAAUCAGCGGACCAUCCACUCUGAGCCAGCCUCUGUCGCUGACCACGACAUCUCCAUCACGGCCGGCCCCGCCUCUGCCACAGAGCGCCGCCAUCUUCAAGCCUCCUCACCGGGGGCCAGAGGCGGCGCUCCCACCGGCCCCUUACCCCUCCCACAGCCUGCGCAGACUGCCCCAGUGCCCUCCAGUUCACCUCAGCCACCCUGUCCCUCUGUCCCUCACCCUGUCCCUCUCCCCCGGCCCUGGGCUGCCAAGACCCCCGUUGCCUCCACCUCACAUCCACGUCGCAUCAAGAGGGGCGUCGUUUCGCACUGCAUCGCGCCAUAACUCCUGCAGGAUGGUCAUGGAGUUGGAGAAGCCCAGUCCUCCUCAGAAACCCCUUCCUGCUGAUCCAAGGACCUCUCGUCUGGUUCGAAGCCCCUCUGCUAUGCCGAUACCUGGUGUACCCAGACCUAUGCGCCCUGUCCCACACCCCAACAGACCCAGUCCCAAGCAACCUCCAACACUACCAAAGCCUUGCAUUAUUGCCAAUGUCAAAUACAGCAGCUGAGACUUUGGCCAGAAGGGACGAUGUUGCGAUAAGACACUAAAGAAUUUGCACUAUGAAAACUCUGAAAACCUUAAAGAAAAGGUGGCGGCUUCUCUGAGUUUUGAAUCAGGAGAUCUGCCGUGUCCCUUUGGUGCUCUGUCCCUGAAUGGUGCUACGAGUCUGAGCUCAGGUACAUGUAAAGUAUUUAUAUUCUGUAUUUAUUGCCACGCAGUGCACUGUGCCAGACACUUUUACUACACGGUAGCAAUUUUUAAUUUGUCGUUUGCAUCGGUUUCACCAUUUUUUUUUUAAUCAUCAACUGAUUUUUAUCAAGGACGGCUGGCGAGAGAUUAAGAAAGCCAAUCUGUGAAAUUCUGAUUGUAAAAAUGUUUUUGUGAAAUGUGUUUAAAUGAAGGGAACCUUUUACAUUGUAGGUUUGUUCUGUAUGCGAAAGGAAGAGCUGAAAAAGAGUUUUGUGCAAUGACAGAUGAGUUUAGACAACACUUGUAGCCAAUCCCAAAACACCCCUUGCCCCCAACACUUAGUCCUUACCCCACCAUUUUGUGCAUUCACGUCCAGGGGUAGUAUCUUGUUGCAACAGAGGAGUAGGGUGAAGUAUUAAGGCCCGAACAUACUGGGGCGGAACGUAUGCGGAGCAGACUCCGCCGAGGUCCGCGUGGACUCAAAGCGGACGUCCGCAAGGCCUGUGCUCGCAAAGCUCAGAUUUUACGACCGCACGGACUCCGCUCCCUGCACCAGUGACUGCUCGGCGUGUAUUUUUCACAUCGCGGGGAUUUUUCACGGACAUUUUUACAGGAAACUACAAUGCAGAAGUGCACUCGAUUAUGAAAGCCUGAAUGACUGCGGACAUUCCUUGCGGAGUCCGCUCAGCUAAUAGUACGCCCGAGUAUGUUCGGGCCUUAAGUUGUACAUGGCCCUCCUAAGGGAGCAUUUUCAGAGGCACACUUCAAACCGAGUGUUGGGAGAUGGCUGCAUAAUCAACAAAAGAAACCCACAUUGUUAUUUUCUGUGUUAACCCUUUGAAACUGACUUGAUUUCUUUUAAAAACAUGGGUAGAAGGCAAUGAGCAACAAAAGACGAAGUGACCCAAAAAACUGGCGAAAGAUUGGUAAACAAAAAAAAAUUAAAAACAAAAAAAAUUGGCAAAAAAAAGAAGAAAGAAAGUUAAAAACAAAUAAACAAGAUGACCUGGAAAGUAUGCUUAAAAAUUAUAAUAAUUCUGUAACAUAAUUAUAAUAAUAAUUAUUAUUAUUAUAAAUAUUUUAACUUUUUUUUCCUAUUUUUUAAAAUAAUUUUCUAAACCCUUUUUUUUCUGCAAUUUGGUGGACAUUUCUUACCAAGUUGCUUUUUCCCCAUGUUUCUGAAAGAAAUUUCACCAAUUUGCUCAGCGUUCAACGGUUAAAAUAUUUGUAAUAGGUGUCACAAAGAAAGCAGCACAAGAAAAGGGAUGUUGCUCCAGGUUUCAAAGGGUUAAUAAAGAUUUCAAAAUGACAUUAACAGUUGUAUUAUCUUAGUUUUAAUGUAUUACAGUCAUUAUCUUUAUAACAAGCAUAGCAAAAAUGAAACAGCAAUGUCUCUGUAGCGAACUAGCUAGCUAGCUUAUGUUAAAUUGUUGUUGCUGAUUUGUGCAUGACAGCCACACAUUUUGACAUAUUUCAAUGUCGCAUCGCUCACACUUUGAUCGCACGUGAUGCCUGAAAUUAAACUUGAGUUCGGCAGUGAAGUUGCCACGCUUGUUACCGCUCCUGAAUAUCAGUGCAGACUGGCAGGGCAGGAGCACGGGUUGCUAACGUUAGCCUACAGAGCACAGUUAUUGGCCUGAUACUGACGCAGUGUUAUUUUUUAUUUCAUGACUUGUUAGAUUGAUUGAAGCUGAAACAAAAGUUAUGAACAUAUCGCCAGCAUCCUGACAACUGCAAAAGGGUGCAUAAAGCCCAUGCAAGAGAAAUCACCACUUCAGUAGACGCAUUCUCGCAAUGUUGCGUUCGUUAACGUAAAUGCUAGCAUCGACAACCACCAAUGAUAUAUCAGGGUCUUGAAGGGUUGUUCUACUUCAUAGGGUGAGAUUUCAACCGCUACCCCAUGUGAGUCUGUUCUGAGGGGCAAGGUGGCACUCAAAAACAAGGGGUAGGGAAAAAAAUAAGAAAUGGGAUUGGGCCUUGUAGUUAGUUUGGAACCUAGUAGGAUUUUUCUCAAAGGUAAACGCUGUCCGUCGCAGCUUUGAGCCAAUCUGAUGAGGCUUGAAACAACUGCAGAAAAAGUAACAGUAGUGUUACUGCAACAGUUCUGCAGUUGGGGAAGGUUGCUGUUUAAACAGACAGCUGCAAUUCAGGUCUGUUUCCUCUGCAUUUAUAUUUCGGAAAGGUACCAAGUCGAUUUGUGAAAUGUCAAUGAUUCGCCAUUUCCCUUUCAUUAACAAGACCCAAGAGGCUCACUUGAGGGAUCUGGGUACUGAGGUAUGAACUGAGCAUGGAUCUAAAAUGAGCCGAGAUCAAGGAAGCAUCCGUUCCUCGGAGAGAGUAAACGUCUCUGAAAUAUUGCUCUGCUAAAGGUCGUGUGUGUUUUUGAGUAUUUCCCCAUGUGCCUGUCUACACCGAGGACUCUGUGAUCUCUGUGAUUAAAUCACAGAAUCACUAAGGACUUUCUUAAAGCUGGCGUCAUGGAGGCACUCGCAUGUAAACAGCCAGUGUCUGGCUACAGUGUUCGUGUGUGGAUUUUGAAUCAUGUUUUUCUGUGAUGGGAAAAGGACAGACUCACUUGACAAGGACACAUUUCUAGAUCUCUUUCUGCCACUGAAAUGAAGUUUCAUCCACGACUAUGCGGCAGAUAUUCAUUUUCUAUUUUUUAUACCUUUUUAAUUUGGCUUUUGGGAUGAGUUUUUUAAACCCAAUCUACAUGCCAGAUGCUAAAUCCGACAUAAAUCAUAUUUGUGGUAACUGAACAGCAUUUUAUUAUUUUCUUUUUUGCAGAAUUAUCAUUUUACUGGAUUGCAAUGCAGCAUAUAUACAUUCACACAGCAUCUUUUCCUUUACAGCUCUUGUUCACAGAUAUGUAGGCUGAAAACUGACUUGUUACUUUUGAUACUGUUAUCUUUGUAAUGAUGCACUAGUUUUACAUUCAGUGCUUUGUUUACUUUGCUUUUUCAAUGCUACAUAUGUGUCCAUGUACUAAUAGACAGUGUUUGAGUCCUGUCACCUGACUGUACGUGAUGUCCAUAUGUUCCUCGUAUGUUGUGUUACAGGUGAACACAUCUCCAUGGAGAAUGCUUUUUUUAUAUAAUGAUUGUUUGAUACAUCAUAUGUAAAGAAAACACUUCAAGUGUCUGUGUCUGGUCUUGGUAUUUUUAACACUCAUGAAGUAUUAGUAAAACAGUUUUUCAAAC